Angiostrongylus costaricensis is the source of this 555-nucleotide messenger RNA. The record is from the annotation of a GenBank genome assembly. NCBI's taxonomy places the organism in Eukaryota, Metazoa, Nematoda, Chromadorea, Rhabditida, Metastrongylidae.
AUGCAACUAAGUUCUGUCUGGACAUGUGUGGUGAUCGCUUGCGAUCGGUUUAUCGCCGUCUUUUUUCCGAUUAAGAAAAGAGUUUGGGCCACACCGACAACGUCGGCGAUUGUCAUGUGCGGAGUGGCAAUAUUUAGUGUACUCUUCAAACUGCCGGCAUUUUUUGAGAUCGUUCUCAAUGAAUCCGGUCAAAUUAUGCCGUCAUCACUACGCCUUGAUCCAACAUAUCAGCUUGUAUACAUGACAUAUAUGUAUGUGAUAUGCAUCCUGCUACUGCCGUGGACAAUCAUUAUCGUCCUUAACGGCGUUGUCAUCCAAAAAGUUCGUGAAGCAUAUCGUACUCAUGAACAGCUUACUCAGUCUAAAACUAGAGGACGCCGGGAUGUAGACGAACGAAAGCUGACAGUGAUGACUGUAGUGAUGACCGGAAUAUUCGUCUUAUGUAACAUUCCACCAGCGAUCAACAACAUUAUUGAGUCCUACGCUCCACAGUACAGAGAAAAAUAUCGACACCGAAUUCCUCUCUCAACACUUCUAGUGUGUGUCAACAGGUAA